AUGACACCUUUUUUACCUCCCAAAUGUUUAUGUAAAAUAUUUCAGAAUUUAACAGAUCAAGAAACAUUAUAUUCUUGUUUAUUCGUAAAUCGAUUAUGGUGUGCCAUAUCCGUCGAAUUUUUAUGGUCGAAACCAUUUCAUUUCAUCCAUACCUGUCGGAAAUCUCUUCCAUCAAUAUCAUUAUCAUCAGGAUCAACAUUUCGAAAUAAUAAUAACAAUAAAUCGAUAUCUUCGGCGACGACUUCUUCAAUAACGUCAACAUCAAUAACAUCAACAUCGUCUUGCUUAAGUAGUGAUGAAAAGACAUUAUUGAUGGAAAGUGGAAUUGAAUUAUCUGAUGAUCUACUACAAUCUCCAUUAUUCGAUUAUGCGGAAUUCAUAAAAGGAGAAGGAACAGUAGAAGUAGUCGAAGUCGGAGGAGUUGGAGGAUAUAAAAUAUCUCCAAAAUUAAAAAAGAAGAGCUCAAUUAAAAAAUUCAGAUUAUCAAAUGUGGUUAAAUUUAUAACGAAGACGAUAAAUAAUCAUCGAAGAGGAUAUGGAAGUAAUCACGAUCAUCAAGCUAGAAGAAAUAGCGAAUCAAGUUAUUAUAGUGUUGCUAGUAGUUUUGAUACCACAUGUACUUCUUCUUCUUCAACUCCUUCAAAAAGAUUAAUUACUGAAUUUUUAUGUCAAUUAAUAAUGAGAAAAUGUCCCGCCUUACGUCAAUUAUCAAUUGAUAGGAUAGAUUUAAAUCGUUCCGAAAUUUAUUCUUCGAAAGAUGAAUUAUUUCGUUGUUCAACAUUACGAGCUCAAUUAUCGGAUCGAUUUCAAAAUCGACUUAUACCUGAACAAUAUUUGUUACUUCCCAUUUACCCUGGAGCUACUCGAGCCUUAGAAUCAUUAAAUGAAUUAAUAGUUACUACGCAAUUAGAAGAUGAAUCGAAAAGUUUGGCAAUAUUAAUUAAUUCACAAAAAGCAUUAAAACAAUUUGAUUUAUAUUGUUGCGAAAUUGGAUCAUCAAUAAUAAUGAAUUCAUUAAAAUCCCAAACUCAAUCAUUAAAAUCUAUAACAUUUAAUGAUAUCAAAUUUUGGAAAUGGGAUUCAUCUUCUUUGGAUUUUUUAGGUGAUUGCUUGAAAUUAGAAAAAUUGAUUUUUAAUUCAUGUCACGGGUUAACCGAAGAAUUAUUAAAUUCCAUGAUUGAUGUGAAAUAUCAAGGAUUAAAUACUAUCAUAAUGGAAAAUUCGAUUACUCCGGUUAACAUCUUGGGAUCAGUAAUAAUUAAUUCGAUGGAUAAAAUUAGAACUAUUAAUCUUGGACAUUCUACAUAUUGUUCACAACUUCGUAAUUUUAGUUCUUAUAUUGAUUCCGAAGAUUUAAAUCAAUUAUUUAAUCUAUUUACAUCUUGUAAAAAUCUUGAAACUGUUACAAUCUACGGACCAAUAUCAUCUGAAAUCGAGACCACCAAUUUAUUAUUAAGAUUAUCCCAACAAGAAUUACCAAAUUUAAGAUCACUCUCAAUACAAGCUGCAUGGAAAUUUACAUCACUCGCAUUAGAUCAAUUUUUGAUAAAUUCCAAACCAUCAUUAAAAUAUUUGGAGUUUCGAAAUUCCAGAUGUUUUAAUGAUAAACAUUUGAAAGUGAUCAUAAAAAAUUUAGGGAAAGAAUUAAAUAUAUUAAAGUUACAUAUCACCGAACCAUUAAAUGAAGAAUUGGUGGGGGAAGCUAAAAGGGAAAUCGAAUUACGAGGACGAAUAAAAGAUUUAAGAAAUUCCGAAGUUAAAAGAAUUUCAUCACCAUUAAGAAAACAACGUGGUUUUGGUAGUUUCGGGAUUGGAAGUUUUGGUAUUGGAAAUUUUAGUUUUGGGAAUUUUGUUAUGAUGAUGAGAGGUGGUAAUUUAGUAAGAAUUGAUAAAUAUUAUGGGGAAAGACGUGAUAGUCAAGGAAAUACAUAUCGAUUUGAUAAACUUGGAAAUUUUCUUCAAAUUGAUUCGGAAGGGAAUGUAAUUGUUGUUGUAGAAGAUAGUGAUGGUAAUAUAUUUCGACUUGAUAAUAACGGCAAUCUCUUUAAAAUUGAUCGAUCUGGUAAUUUCUGUCGAAUUGAUCCGGAAGAUAAAAUUCAUAGCCAAUAUAUUGAAGCGAUGAAAAGUGAUAUUAACAAUAAAAAUGGUGGUAACGUUGGUGAUAGCGAUGAAAUUGGCAACGGAAACAGCAGUCGAAAAGAUAGUAAAGAUAGUAGUAAUAAUAGUACUAUUUCCGUAAGACGAGAUAGUGAAGGUAGUUUAUAUAAAUUUGAUAAUAAUGGCAAUCACUUUAAAAUCGAUCGUUAUGGUAAUAUAUCUAAAGUUGGAACCGAAAAUAAUAAAGAUAAGGGUGGAAAUGCCGAAACUACUGUUAAUGGAAGUAAAACUGUAAAUACUUUCGGAAGUGUCGGAAGUGUUGUUGUUGGUGAUAGUAAUAUUGGUGGUAGUAUUAAAGGAAUAUUAAUAAACAAUAGUACUAAUAAUAUUCAAGAUGGGCUUGUACAAGUGGAAUAUUGGGAACCUGUUACUAGGUCACUCGACGAUAUUGAUCUUUGUUUUCCUAAGAAAAGGUGA
Molecule: messenger RNA, 2574 nt
Organism: Diversispora eburnea
Lineage: Eukaryota; Fungi; Glomeromycota; Glomeromycetes; Diversisporales; Diversisporaceae
Source: the annotation of a GenBank genome assembly